AUGCAGAGAAUUCAAGUGAGAUACAAUGACAAGAAAAAUCAUACUAAUGAUUUUAGCUUGGAAUUAAAUCUUGAUGCUAUAGUCUCACAUAUACCUGGCACUUUCUGGUGGUACGAUUCAAACUUUGUGGAAUCUACACAAAUUGUCAAGAGGUAUUAUUGGCUUAAAAUUCCUGACCAUGCAUUGUCCGGUGCCAAUGAACAUACAAAUGUCCACUCAGAAAGGUUGUUAGCCAAACUAAUGGUACUUCACUAUAAUGAGUCAAUAAAUAUUUUAGGCAUUGAACUUACACCAAAAAAUAUCGAUCAAGUAAUAUGUAUUGACAGUUAUGUCCCAGAGAAUGGAGGACAUUGGAAAAUUUUAUGGCAUGAUUUACGACAACAGCUUCGAUUUGGCAUUUCACUAGAAGAUAAAUGUACGCAAAUGGUGUCAGAAAAACCUAUGCAACUAGGACCUGGUUUACGUCUUAUUGGCUGGGUAUCAGGUCAUUCAUAUUCUACCAACGCUAACGAUGAUACAGUACCCGGUGCAGAGACGUACAACUGGUGUUUUCUUAUUCCUAUAAAAUUAGACAAUCUACACAAUGUGACAGUGUUUUUAUUACUACCACCAGAAACCAAGGCUGUGACAAAUACACCACCUACGCAAUUGCUUGAAUCAACACGAUUGGGUGAAGUUGGCGAAUAUAUAAACCAACUAAAUACUAGUAAAUACGAAGUCUUAAAAACAAAACGUGCCGAUAUUAAUCACUUCAAACAGUUACAACAAACUAAAACCUUUGAUUUUACCACUAGUAAUAAUAAUAAUAAUAGUAUUUUCUUCACUUCGAGUCUAUUUGGAUCUAAAACUCGAUUGGCUAUAAUUACUCAACCUUAUAACUUCCAAGAGCAAUUAUACAUCCAUUCUAUGGAAUUGGACUCAGUCUGUUCAUUAGAUUCACUAGAUUAUCGCUGUCGAGCAGUUGAUAAUCGAAAAUUCAAUCAAUACACAUACAUUAAGACACAAAAUGGUAGACCAGUGUAUAGAAAUGGAGCUUAUAUUUCAGAGGCAAGAAAAAGUUGUCAAGAAGAACCAAUAGAAUAUGAUAAUGAUGAUAAACACUUUGAUGAUCAACCAUUUAUUAUUGAUCAUAUUAAAAAUAUGAAUUUAAAUGAACGACAUUUUGUUUCGUGUAUAAAGCACCAUGUGACGAUAAGUUAUGAUUCUACUAAGUUGUCCAUGGAUAAAGAUGUGAAUAGAUUAGAUGCCAAAUGUUACACUGAAAUAUAUCCGCUUGAAGAAUUGGAAGUUGUUUGUUCCAAGCAAACUAUCCCUCCUCCAUGGUUAUCUGGAGUGAAUAAAUCAGGCAAUACAUCACAUACAAAUAAUAGUCAAAGUGAAUCUGAUCAGUCUGCUGUAUUCACAAGUUCCGAUUUAUCGAUAAGUAUGAUUGAACCAGAUGAAAUUCAUAUACGUUCAUCAAAAAUUGAUGGGAAACAAAAUAUACCAGAUAGUUUAACAGUUAACUCUGUAUUCUCCAAUCCUACAGAAGAAUAUGAAAAUCGGACUAAUUUAUUGACUAAUUUAUUAGGAGAAAUAAAUCUACUCUCACAGAUAGUUUUAAAUUCACAACAUGAAAAUCAAGCACAAAUUUAUGAUAUUCAUGAAGUAUGCAAGCGUAUACUACAAGGAUUGACAGAUUUAUUAAAUGAAGAAGAGGAUGAAGAAGACAUUUGUGAUCAAGAGUUUACAUUUUCAUCACAUCAGUUGAUUGAACCAAAGGAACCAAUACAUGGGACUUCACUGAAUGGUGCAAAUGUUAAUGUUAACAAACAAAACGUUACUUCGGCCAUAUGUGUCCCACUGCCAGCUGCGUGUCGUGUGAAGUCGCCAAUACGAUUAUUGGUCUUCUACUUUGAAAUAUUAUCGGAGUUGAUGGAGUUGAAAGAUCAUGAAAACAAGUGUUUAGAAGAUAAUCAAGAAGAUUUAUCCACUUUGAUGGAUAUAUCAGCUGGCAUUCUUCGUCUUUUGGAUGUGGGUGAUAGUAAUGAUAAAAAUAUUAAUGAUACUGACAGCACUAGAGGUAACGCAGGCAGUACUACUAAUUUGUCAGUCUACACAACCUGUGAAACUGCUCUGCAUACGUUAAUUCGAUUACAAGAUGCAUGGAUUGCAGCACCAGUUCUAGUCGAAAUGCUAAGCACAACGAAAUGCAGUCAGUCUACUGAUGAUGGUGGUGGUGGUGUUGUAAGCCAUAGUGUAGAAAUGCAUGAAACAGUUAAACUCUACCUGACUCGUAUUCAAUCUGCUCUGAAUAAGCAAAGAUGUGAGCUGAAAAAUAUAAUUUCAAAAGAUUUAUGCACAUUUCUGAACAGGUCUGCUGAUGCCACUGCAGGAGAAGGCGAAAAUUCAGUCGAAAGCUUUGAAAACUUGUGUAAGCUUGUGGUCGACAGUUCACUUGCCAAUGGAUUGGAAUCAGAAAAAGAAUUAUUCCAUUCGGUCAAAUAUGAUGUGAACGAGCUGUUUAAAAGAGUCUCUAAAGAAUGGGAUGAUCUUCCUUUCCCAAUUGUCGAUUUAUGGAAGAAACAAAGAAAGGUGGUAUGUGUUACGAAUGAUUCAGAUAGUACUGAAUAUCAAGAGGAGUUAAAUACCACUUGGAAAUUACUACCUAAUAUGAAUGAUAAUCAAAAUUGGGAACAAUUUUAUAGAUGUAUUAAAUUUCAUGUGGAAUGCCUUACCAAUUAUUUGAAUGAAAUGAAAUGUUUCAUUACUGUUGCUGAUACGACAAAAAUAGUAUCAUCGUCAUUGUCUGCAACAACCGAUAUUACUUAUGCCAAUACUGGUCAAACUUUGAACUAUCCUGUUGUGCAUUUAUUAGAGUCAAGUAAAACAGAUUUAUUGAAUACUGAUUGGCAGCAGAGUCAAUUAAAUCAUAUUGAAAACGAACGUGAAAUUUUGCAGAGUAAUUUCAAUGAACUUAGUGUUCUGGCCGACUUCCUCAACGUCUUAUUAUUGUCACCUCUGUCCGCGUCAUCGUCAUCUAGUACAGUCUUGAUAAUAAACGAUGGAAAAAAACGAAAGCAAUGGUUAGAAUUGAUCAACCAAAUGCGAUUAAUUUCAUCUCGUGCAUUUGAACAAUAUACCUGUCUUGGAUUUUUAAAGCAGAUUAUUCGAAGACCUGGAGGACUGCUUGAUCUAUCAAAUUUCAUAACAGAACUACUGAAUCGCUUAUUGGUUGGUUCCCAGUCACACAAUUGGAGCGAAUCAGAAUUGUACUCUUACGAAAUAGCCAUACGUCAUUUAAGUCAUCAAAUAUGGAUUGAAUCAGCUACAAUUAAUGAUUUAACCGCUGAACACUCUAAAAAAACCGAGAAUAUGAGUAUAAACAAUUUCCUGGAAGCAUGGAUUUAUCGUAUACAAGAAACCUAUCGCCUUGUGAUUGACCAAUGGACUGACAAGAUGGAUCAAUUUCAAAAUAGUUUACACGUUAUUGUAAUUGAUCAGUGGUGUGAUUAUACUACCAAUUGUAUUAAUGAAUUUAAAUCAUCUGAAAUUUUCCAGAAUGAACACUCUUCUACUCCCUCUUCUUAUUCCUCAUCUAUGCACGAUCAUCAACACUCACAAGAAAGACAACAGCAACAAAUCAAUGAGGCUUCCAAGAAAAAAAAUCAUUUUGCCUUACUUUGGUCUUUGUUGUGUGAUGCAGAAAUGAUUCAAGAGAAAUGUAGUAUUCAUCUAGAAAAAUGUUCUUCAAAAGGUAUGCGAUUUAUGCAGAUUUUACGGGAACUGAAACAGCAUUUGAAUGAGCAUAUUAAAGUGUUCGCCUCAUCAUCAUCAUCAUCUGCUGUUCCACAGUCUACACCUUUUGAUAUUAAUAGUGCUAAUAUAUCACAUCUUGUACAACAACUGGAGUAUAGUCUACAUUCUCUUCCUGGUCACUAUCGUAUAUUCUGGUUGGAAUUGCCUACUGACACUGGGAUUAUCACACACCAAUCUGAUCAACUACGUGUAACUCUACAAGAUUUGAGAUAUCUACACAACUUAUGUGAACGUAACUGUAUGCUGUGUAAGCAAUCUUUAAGUCUGUUACACAAGUUAAGCCUAUCCAGCUUAGAUCAACAUGGAUCAGAAGUUGUAAAGAACAUGCUUCAAUUGUUGAAUACAUGGAACUAUGGUUACUUUAUUAUUCGUCAAUCAUUGGAACGUGUUAUUCGAGCUGGAGAAGUUGUUGAGUCUGAAAGAUAUCCAUUGAGAACACUUAAUGCCAGUGAAUUACGUUCAGAAGCAAUUCAAAUGCUAAAACAGAAACAAGCUUUUAUUGAAGCAGUACAAUUCGGUUUAGAGACUAUACGAUUACAGAUGAAAUCAACAUCAAUCAAAUUGCAUGAAUAUGAUUCAACUUCUAAAGUGAUCAACCUCAAGACUAAGUAUCAAACUUUACUUGAACUUCUAAAAACUUUAUAUCAUAAUAUAUUAGAUGAUGAUAGAUUGAAAACAACUAGAACAAAUGAAAUCCCUGAUAAUGAUUUCAAUUGUCUAGUGAUUGUUAGAACAAAUCAAGCUAUUGAAUUAUGUCAAUUAUGUCGAAAAAUUGAUCAAACUAAUUGGAUUAUUUCAUGGAAAGGUUUCAAUGAAUUCACAAAUGAAGCAACUAUAAACGAGCAAGGGAAUUCAAAACGAUGGAUUAUGUAUUUUUUGCAUCAUUUAUAUACUUUUUCAUCAAGAAUAAACUUGGAUGAAAUGUACUUAUGUCAGAUAAAUCAAUUGGAAACGACUAUGCAUGAAUGGUCAGAAUGGAUAAAAAAGUAUGUUUGGCCAUUACCAUUCCCAUAUCCAAAAAAUUAUUCAUGGACACCAAUUACUAUUACUACUAUUCCAUUAAUAAUGAAUAUUUUAUCUCAACAUAUUGAAUAUGAAAAAUCGCUUAAAAUGGAUUGUCAAAAUUUGACAUCAAAAAUCAAUCAUAAAUUAAUGAAUUUAUCUAAUUUUUAUCAAAAUAAUAUUAAAAAUAAACUUUUAUUCAAUUAUAAAAAUGAUGAUGAAGGGAAAAGUGGAGGUAGUUUAAGAAAUGAUAGGAGAUUGGAGAAUUCAAUGGAAUUAUUGGAUGUCAAUUAUCCGAAUGUAUUUUUAAAUGAAAUUCAUAAUCUCUGCCAAUCGACAUCAUUACAACCAUCUAGAACAUUUUUAACAAUUAUUAAUUCAAAUGAAAGUAAACAAAUGAUUUGUCAAUGUAGUAUUUUACAACAAAUAAUUGAAAAUCGUCUUUUGAAAAUUCAAUCACGUCUUGUCUAUAGUGACCAUUUAACUUUAGUUAUGAUUGAACAGAUAUUAUUCGAUUUGUUUGAGAUUAAAUUCCCUAACCAGAAGAUUCUGACAGGUGAUUCCAAAUCGGACAAACUAUGGAUGAACAUUUACAAUCAAUGUAUGAAAUAUGUACGAAAUGGUUUUUUGAAAUGUUUUUGCAAUAUGCUAACCACUGACUUGAAUUCAAUAACAUCCACAACAGCUACUUCACAAUAUUCCAAUGAGUUUGAUAUCCCAGGCAGUAUAAGUUUCAGUGAACGUUGGCAUAAUAAAUUGGAAGUUGAUAAAUUAUUCCGAAAUUCAUCUGAAUCAGAGAAACAGCUCUUGUUCUUUAACCAUCUGCUUGUUUUGUUCAACUUAUAUGAUACAUGGCAGAACAUUGUGAAACUUGCUGGGUCUAUUAUGAGUUCCAAGAAGUCAUCGGUUUACAAUCCUAUACUAUUACACUGGGUACUAACUACACGACCUAAAGUUGUGGAGUCUAUUCUCUCCUACUCUACACAUAAAAUAUCAUAUACUUAUCAAUGUAGUCAAUGUGUCUGUAAGGGAGUACAUGAAAUAUUGUUCUCCAUUGAUGAAGCUGAAUUGAAUAAUCUGUUUCGAAAAUUUGCCAGUCACUCCGGUUGUAUCGAUUAUCUUCUCAUGGAGUCUAUACAAAAUCUCAGUGAUAAAAUCACUUAUUGUAUACAGAAAAUUGAUAAUCAUCAUAUACAAGUUGGAAAUCUUCUACGAUUAAAACCUACUGAUGAUCAAGAUGAUGGAAUGAUGAAUGUUUUAUUGAAAGGUAUUGAUUCUAUUAGACCAAAUGAUUUGAAAACAUUGAACUUGCGACAAACUUUAUCUCGUUGGCAUGAGAUUCUUAUGAGUAAACUUGAGUGUGGUCGAAAAUUCAAAAACGUGUUAGCUAAUUGCGCAGAAAAAUUCAACUCUCUCAUCUCCAAUGUGCAGACUGCUGAUAAUAUGGAAACGACUGAUUGUGUAGAGAUUGAGAAACGUCUAUUGCAUUUACAAGUAAUCAAAGAUGAAACCAAUAAAAUACUCCAUGACCUUCAAACUAUUGAAUUUCGAACAUCUAUUAGUCAUUCGAUAAAUUUCAUCAAUCUUGUCAAUUUAAUAAUAGUAUUACGUCAACAAGACAUUGUUCAGCAUAUAUUAGACAGUCGUUUGAAAUACUAUCUAUCAGAAUUACAGAAUCCUUCAACAAUACAUCGACGUAUAGUACACCUGUUUAAACUUGGCAGAGACAAUUGUCAACAAAUAACAAAUAAAUUGAUUUGUUUAUUGAAUUUUACAAGAUCAAUAAAUGAUACAACCUACCGUAUCAAUGAUGACAAUAAGGAAUCUAUGGACUGUGAGUAUUUGGAGAAACCACUGUUUAAAAUGCACAUGAAGUCACCAGAACAUGGUGCAUUAGAGCAGCUGUUUCUUAAACUUUCACUAGUUGACAAAUAUUGUACUGAAGCUCAAGAAUAUCUUCGUCAACAGUUCACUUGGUUCCCUUUGAAAUCUGGAAUGUUCAGCAAUCAACAUGAACAAAUGAUUGGUUCUAGUGGAUCUGAGGUGUAUCUUAAUGAAUUGACUAAUCAACUUGUCAUAUCGUUAUUGUGUCCUUCUGUAGUUAAAACGAAGAUUGAAGCUUUGAUUGGCGAAUCUGAGAAGUUGAGAAAUAUCCUUUCUGCAUUUGCGGAUAGUAUCAAUGAAAUGAGCGCAUUUCGAGAUCAAUUGUGUAUUGCUAUUCCACAAUUAACUGGCUAUCAUCUAACUAAUUUGACUAAGGCGGUAGAUGAACUUGAACUUUGGGCUAGCAGUAAUUUAAAUGAAUCACAUUUUCCAACAGAUCCUGUUGAAAAAAGACAUCCUCAACUUGGUGCUCAAUUGAAGCAUGCUGGUCAGCGAUUAAUGGAGUUGGAAACGUGUUUGGAGCAUAGUCGUGAAGCUGCCAGUAUUCUUGUGUUCUUUGAACUUGAGCCUCGAUUUUGGUCUUCACCAUUGUCAUCGACAUCUGGUAAACAUGAUUCUAGUCAAGAGAUUACAAAAAAGCGUGGUCAACUCAUACAGACAGAGUUUGAAAAUUCUCUGGUAGCUAUUAAACUGCGUACAGCAUGGGUGAAGUUAACACAGUUAGGUGAUCGUCUUGGCCGAAUACAAGCUGGGUUACCUGUUAGACCUACUCAAGAAAACGAAACAGAGCUACGGAUAAAUAAUGUCUCCCCAUCACCAUUGAGAUAUCCACAAACCAACCCAACAUUGGAUAACUGUGGAGUACCGAUUUCACCACCGUUGCUACCUCCACGUCCUUCUCCUCACCUAAUUCAUCAUUACUCUUCAAUGCAGUCUCAGUCAAAUAUGCCGACACAGCUGAGAAGUAGGUUGAUAAAAGAUGAAACGAAACGAACGGCUAAGUGGAAUCGAGAUGAUAAUGAAGCAGUUAUUGAGUCUGCUCCACGUAAUAUCAUAAGUGCAGAGAAGCUGCGUCGUAGACAAACUAACCUACGUGAUGCACUUGGAUCACAUAUGUGUGUUUAUCCUGAUUGUAAAGCCUCUAGAGACGAAUGCUUAUCUAUGCAUGGACAUCAAUCUGAAAAGCAGCUAAAUAUUGAAAACAGAACUGAAUGGAUAUUUAAAAAGGUGAUAAGUUUGCAUACCUAUCUACAAAAGGAUUAUAAUGAGUCUUAUCAUUAUCAAGCAUAUCAGCGAAGAAUGUGUUCAAUAUCCAAGAAUGAAUUAAGUCGUCUAGUUAGAUAUUCAUGUCGACUUCGAUGGCAUAACUCCUAUACUUUGCAGUCAGAAUACCAACAGUUGAAGGUCUUUAUUGAUGAAUUACUAAACUCAGAAUAUCCUGAAGUCACUAAACUACAAGAAUGCUUCAAAUCUUUAGAAGAGUUAUGGUUUGGUACUGUGAAGUCUCAAGAAAACUUGAACAAGUAUGUUGGCGAUUCUGCAUCACCUUCAAGUUUGUCACUUUCACCUAAUAGAAAUGAUCACAAUUCUAUUGAAUCAAUCUACGAAGAUAUGCGGAGUAGUAAUAUCCAACCACAUCAGUAUACCUUUCGUGACGUUACCGUUUCUCAUCCACCUCUCCCCCCACUUUCUAAGGGUGCAUCAGAAAUUCCACACGACUAUUCAGUAUCAAAUACUCAAACGUUUGUCAUUCGUUUAAGGAUGAAGUGGGCAAUCGACUGGAUGUAG
Molecule: messenger RNA, 8472 nt
Organism: Heterobilharzia americana
Lineage: Eukaryota; Metazoa; Platyhelminthes; Trematoda; Strigeidida; Schistosomatidae
Source: the annotation of a GenBank genome assembly